AUGGUUUGUACUGCCAAUGAUAUACAACAAUGGAAGGAUUUUCCCAAAGGACUCAAGGUUCUUCUCCUUCAGGAAGACACUACUUGUGCUUCUGAGAUAAGAACAAAGCUUGAGGCCAUGGACUAUAUUGUUUCGAUAUUCUGCGACGUGAAUGAAGCCCUGUCAGCAAUCUCAAAUAAACCUGAAGGCUUCCAUAUAGCCAUUGUAGAGGUGAGUUCACACAGUUGCGAGGGAGGUUUCAAAUUUCUUGAGAAUGCAAAGGACUUGCCAACCAUUAUGACUUCAAACAACGAUUGUCUGAACACCAUGAUGAAGUGCAUAGCGCUUGGGGCAGUGGAGUUCCUCAGCAAACCACUCUCUGAGGACAAGCUCAGAAAUAUCUGGCAGCAUGUGGUCCACAAGGCGUUCAAUGCUGGGGUAAGUGUCCUGUCGGAAUCACUGAAGCCUGUCAAGGAAUCUGUAGUCUCCAUUUUGCAGCUCCAAACAGACAACGAGCAACACGAAAGUAGAGCCUCGGUUGAGUUAGAAAAAGAAUCUCGGUUUUCUGACAAUGACCCCGAGCAUUAUCCAGCUCCUUCAACCCCACAAUUGAAACAGGUGGAAAGAUUACUAGACGACGGGGAUUGCCAGGAGCAGACUAACUGCUCCACAGAAAAAGAAAGUGGAGAGCAUGAUGGAGAAUCUAAAUUUGUCGAAACUACUUGUGAAAAUUUGAAUGCUGAGAGUAUUCGCCAAGAGCAGACUAAUUGCUCCACUGAAAAAGAAAGUGGAGAGCGUGAUGGAGAAUCUAAUUCUGUUGAAACUACUGUUGAAAAUUUGAAUUUUGAGAGUACUCGCCAAGAGCAAAUUAAUUGCUCCACAGAAAAAGAAAGUGUAGAGCAUGAUGAAGAAUCUAAAUCUGUCGAAAAUAUAUGUGAAAAAUUGAUUGCUGAAAGCACUCCUCAACAAAAGAAAUCUGAAUUUACUUUGGUUCAAAAGGAAGAGGAGGAUUUUAUGGACACUUCUAAGUGUGAGAGUGUUGUUUCUCCACAUCCACAAAAUGUGAAGGCUCUCACCAAUAGUGAAAGUAAUACUACAUCUGCAAAUAAAGCAGGCGUUCGUAAUAAUAAAUGUGAAAUAAAAGCUAAUAGGAAGAAGAUGAAAGUAGACUGGACACGAGAGCUGCACAAAAAGUUUGUGAAGGCAGUCGAACAACUAGGCAUUGAUCACGCUAUUCCUUCUCGUAUAUUGGAUUUAAUGAAGGUGGAGGGCUUGACAAGACAUAAUGUGGCAAGCCAUCUGCAGAAAUAUAGAAUGCAUAAGAGACAUAUCUUGCCGAAGCAAGAAGACCGGAAAUGGCUAAAUCAAAGAGAUCCAAUGCAAAGGAGUUAUUGUCUUCAAAGGCCAAUUAUGCCUGGUCCUCCGGCUUAUUAUUCUAACCAUACCCUUCCUCCAGCUCCUUUAUAUCCGAUGUGGGGACAAACUGGAAGUCAAAUGGCCGGCAUGCCUAGUUGGGGCCCUUCUGGUUAUCCCCUGUGGCAGCCUACAGAAACUUGGCACUGGCAACCAUUUCCAGGGAUGCAUUCAGAUGCUUGGGGCUGCCCUGUGUUACCACCGCCACCUCAAGCUCAAUGUUUUUCCUACACUCAACAGAAUAUACCUUCCUUGAGCAAUGAUAAUGCAAUGGAUUACACAAUUGGCACGCUCUACAGUUCCUUAGACAAUUAUCCGGAAGAGGAGAUUAUUGACAAGGUUGUGAUGGAGGCAAUGAGUAAGCCAUGGCUACCUUUGCCAAUAGGCCUCAAACCGCCUUCCACAGAUAGUGUGUUGACUGAGCUUUCAAGGCAAGGCAUUUCCAACAUUCCUCCAAACAAUAAUAGUUUUAUUCCCAUUUGA
Lathyrus sativus (Indian pea) is the source of this 1875-nucleotide messenger RNA. Lineage: Eukaryota; Viridiplantae; Streptophyta; Magnoliopsida; Fabales; Fabaceae. The record is from the annotation of a GenBank genome assembly.